This is a messenger RNA of Microthlaspi erraticum, 252 nucleotides long. The record is from the annotation of a GenBank genome assembly. Lineage: Eukaryota; Viridiplantae; Streptophyta; Magnoliopsida; Brassicales; Brassicaceae.
AUGGGACAUGAGGAGCAUGGAGGGACUUGGCACAUGGACGCAGCUCAACUGGAUACGCAAAGGAAGAAGGGAGAAGCCAUCUUGAAGACCAGCUCGACCGUCUACUCGACCAACCGGUCGAGUUCCUCAACUCGACCGGCCAAGCUUCAACUCGAUCGAGCUGAGAACCUUCACCUUGGGAAAGGGUUGGUAGGCAUUGAGAAGCCCAAUAUCAAGAGAAGCCUUGAUACAAGGAGUUUUAAGAGCAGAUGA